AGUCAGAGAUUUUUGAAAAAGAGACGAGAGGGAAGGGAGGAAGGAAGGAAUAGGCGACAAAGGACCUCCAGAACGGCCUCUAAACAAUCUGGCGGCGAAUCGCGCCUUGCUGCCGCUGUGCUGCUAUAAUACUACCCUAAAUGAAGACCGACGCUCAUGCCCGCAGACGUCGGCGAAACAGAAGGCGCUACCACCGCGCUCCUCUGCUCCGGAGCGAGGGUUCUGGGUUCUGCAACGGGACUCGGGCUGGCCCUCUCGAUUCUUCUUGCGCCCAUCGCGUGCCGUCUCCGCGCACAUGGUCGACUCCCCGCAGGGUUUCACGGAUUCCGCUCGCUCCAUCGAGCUGUGAAUCGCCCGGUCGCGCUCAUGAGAAGAAUGUCUUCGGUUUCCAGAUUGAAGUCCUUUGCCGGCUCGGCGACCUUCACGGAAGCGGACAAGGAGAUUCUUAUCAAGAUUGUGAAGCACGCUCAAUGGCAAGGGGUCAGUGGAACAAAAGGCCCCUGGAAGAAUUUUUUGGCUACUGUUGAUAGAGGCCUAUCCCAUAAUCACGAUCCUGCCAAGCGACCCUGGCAGGUCCUGGCAAAUUUUGUCGAGACGUGGAAAGACGAGAAAGACAUCGAGAUUAUCAAGCGGGCUCGAGAGUAUAUAAAUUACAACCAAACAAUGGCUUAUAUUGAGGCAACAGAGCCAUGGCCGGAUGUUCCUGAAGAGAAAUUUGUACACCUGACUAGGCAGCAUCCUUUAUUCUCCAGGGACUACAAUUUUCCCUCAUUCCACGAGGGCUGGGUACGUUCAGAUAUUGUGAAAGCAGAAGAUUUGAGCAGUUCUCCAAAACUACUUGCUAUGGACUGUGAAAUGGUGCUUUGUGAUGAUGGGACUUCGCAAGUUGUCCGUGUCUGUGUCGUUGACCGAGACCUUGAGACAAUAAUUGAUACGCUCGUCCAGCCUAGCAAAAAGGUCAAGGAGUACAAAAGCCAUAUUACAGGUGUUACAGCUGAUGAUCUGAAGUCUGUGACAGUAACACAAUCUGACAUUCAGACACAAGUGAAAAGAAAGCUUUCACCCGGGUCCAUUGUUAUUGGUCACAGCGUGCACAACGAUUUGAGAGCAUUGCACAUCGAUCACAGAAGGGUGAUAGAUACGGCAUACCUCUUUCCGAUACAGAACCGUGCACGAAUUUGGAGUCCUCCUCUGAGAGAACUGUGCAAGAUUGUUUUGGGUUAUGACUUCAGAGACGACAGUAAGCCUCAUGAUUGCCUUGAGGAUGCCAAAAUUCCGAUGAAGCUUGUGCUCAACUGUAUUGAACACGGCCUAUCACCGAUUAGUAUACCCGAUGAGGUUGAUGAGGCGGUCCUUUCGAAGCUGCUGAUUCACAGAGUGCCCAAGGAAGUCAAUUAUGAAAGUUUAAAGUUAAUAUUUCCAAGACGUAUCUCCUUUGAAUUUCAGGAAAUCGAGAAGGAUGGCAUGAACGGGAACGGGACGUCGAAGUCAAGGUUUUAUUCUACAUACGCUGUGUUCGCUUCGAAGGAGGUCGCUAACAAAGUUUUCGACCAGUUAAAGGGAGUUGCUGUCGAAGACAUUACAGGGCGACUCAUGAAGAAUGUUGCUGUACGCAGUAGGUUUCAGCAUAGAAACGCUACGAGAAUCGAAGUAGCCGUCCGUAAGAUGUCGAAUAAUCGAAACAAUGUGGAAAAGCCCUUGAACGGAAGUACAACAAACGUAGCGACGAAAUGGUAUACGGUACCAGAGACAGUGAAACCUUUGGACGUUGGUCUGAGUUCUGGAGUGGGCGAGGAGGUACUUAGCCUUACAAGGCCAAGGAUUGAGGAUGUUGAGGAGCACAAUGUAACUUCAGCAGCCAAGAACUUGAAGAGGAAAAAACGGAAGUCUCAUGCUAGCACCUCGACUUCGGGUGAAGACGAGUCGAAAGAAGUUGCCGAGGAAGUAGACACCGUGGUGCACAAAAACGUUUACGAUGUUCUUUCGAGUGAAAUCUCACCGAUUGCUCAUCAGAAUGAUGAGCAUACACGUCGGAAGAAGAGAAAAAUGAGCAAGUCUACGAAAUAAAGACAUAGAUUAAAGCUUAUCUAA
This is a messenger RNA of Marchantia polymorpha subsp. ruderalis, 2091 nucleotides long. The record is from the annotation of a GenBank genome assembly. Lineage: Eukaryota; Viridiplantae; Streptophyta; Marchantiopsida; Marchantiales; Marchantiaceae.